This is a messenger RNA of Jatropha curcas, 1742 nucleotides long. RefSeq names its product serpin-ZX. NCBI's taxonomy places the organism in Eukaryota, Viridiplantae, Streptophyta, Magnoliopsida, Malpighiales, Euphorbiaceae. Gene Ontology annotation, molecular function: serine-type endopeptidase inhibitor activity. The record is from RefSeq and is a predicted model, not a curated record.
UCAAAUAUUUUCCUUUUAAUAAAUACAAAAACAAUCUUUGUAAUCUUCGUUAUAAUGUGAUAUAUUAUAUUCUUGAACAUCAACCAAAGGAAAUUGCAGUUUAUGUAAUAACUUGGAUGUAACAAUGGCGUCCACAGUGCAGACAGUCACUAGCAAUUUCAACAUUAGUUUCUGUUCAAAAAUGGCAGUUCGUAUUUUGCAAAAAGAAAUAGAGAAAGAAUCAAAUUUUGUGCUUUCUCCUUUGUCAUUUCAAUUGAUUUUGAGUCUAAUUGCUGUUGGCUCAAAAGGUUCCACUUUGGAGCAGCUGCUUUUCUUUCUAGGAUCGAAGAGUAUCAAUGAGCUAAAUGAUUUGGCUUCCAUUGUUAAUUCUGUAUUCCUUUCAGCAAAUGAAAGCAAAGGCAAACGCAAACGCAAACUCUUGGAAACUUCAAGUCCUCCAGUGGUUUCAUUUGUCACUGGUGCUUGGGUCGAUAAAAAGUAUGGUCUAAAGCCUUCUUUUGAGAAAGUGUUGAAGACUGUUUACCAUGCCACAGCCAAAGAGGUUGAUUUUGCAAAUAAGGCUGAUCAAGUGACAGAGGAAGUUAAUUUAUGGGUAAAGAAAGCCUCCAAAGGACUCAUCAAAAACCUUCUUCCAAAACAAUGUCUAGACAGCAAUACAGCUCUUAUUCUUGCAAAUGCACUCUACUUCAAAGGUUCAUGGAAUCGAAAAUUUGACGUAUCAAAAACUAAACACAGAGAAUUCCAUCUUCUCAACGGUCAAGUUACUGAAGCUCCUUUCAUGACAAGCAAAGAACACGAAAAACAUCUUUAUGGAUCCUUUGAUGGGUAUAAAGUUCUAAAACUACCCUAUCAAUAUGGUCCAGAAACUAAUCGAUUUUCAAUGUAUUUCUUUCUUCCAAAUGCAAAAAAUGGUUUGCACAAUUUAAUCCAAGUUUUCAAAUCAAAUCCUGAAUUUUAUCAAAAAGAAAUCGGAUUACAGGAAGAAGAGCUACCUGAAUUUUGGAUUCCAAGAUUUAAAUUUUCAUUCCAGAUUGAAGCAUCAGACGCCUUGAAAGAGUUAGGACUAGAAUUACCAUUUUUCCCUUUAGGCGAAUUUACAGAAAUGGUUGAUUCUGCUUCUUCAGAAUUACUUGCACUAUCAAAAAUAUUCCAUGAGUCUGCUAUUGAAGUAAAUGAACAAGGAACAGAAGCAGCAGCUACUACUGCUCCUGAAUUCAGGUGGUUAUGUGCUAUUCGGAAUCCGCCAAGCUUUGUAGCUGACCAUCCUUUUUUGUUCAUUAUCAAAGAGGAAAUCUCUGGAUUAGUGCUCUUUAUCGGAGCUGUACUUAACCCUCUCAUGGUUUCUUGAUAUUUAGCAGCAAACCAAUUAAUGCUUAAUAAAAUUGAACGUGGAAUUCAAUCUUAUAGUUUUUUCUGCAUUUUCUUAAUACAUUUGUGUCUGUAUAAAAUCCAUGAUCUUAACAGUAAACUGCUGCUUCUUUCUUUCUUCCAAUUGUUUGUAAGAAUAAUUUGACUCUUAAAGAUUGAUUUUCUUCUGGAUAAGAAAAUCUUUCCCUCAGUUUCCCUUUCAUCUGCAAACUAGAAGCAAAGAAAUACAUAGAUAUACUGUACGAUACUAAAUAUUCUUAACAGUUUUAGAGGAAGGUGACGUUUGUUUCCCGGGAAAGUGCAUCUGAAAGGGAAAGUAAAAGGAUUUGAUAGGACAAUGAACACUGUUAGGCGCUUAGCAGUAGGUAAGUUGU